Punica granatum (pomegranate) is the source of this 2086-nucleotide messenger RNA. The record is from RefSeq and is a predicted model, not a curated record. NCBI's taxonomy places the organism in Eukaryota, Viridiplantae, Streptophyta, Magnoliopsida, Myrtales, Lythraceae.
CCCCACGCGCUACCGCCAAAAAUGAAAGAAGAAAACCCCCCAAAAAAAAAAAGGGUAAAAAAACUGAAAAAUUCUUUUUCCCGGUUGGUGGUUGAGUUCAAGGAAACGAAGAAGGCGUCGCCGGAAAAGUAACGACGGAAUAAGAAUCCUAUCGGACGACCGCCGGGCUCCUUCCACUCCUCCUGCGUCUUCUCAACGUCAAAAGGGAAAAGGGUAUAAGAUCAGCUCCGCCUUGAGAGGAUUGCCAGUUUGAAUCAAAUGGAGCAGCUGGUCAACUUCAUUAUUCGGCCUCCCAGAGCAGAAUACAAUCCCAAAUAUGAUCUGUUAGAUCAAGAGUUCAUGCUGAAGGGCAGGUUGUAUCAAAGGAAGGACGUGGAGGUUAAAAACAGUAGAGGAGAUGUCCUCCAGUGCAGUCAUUACAUGCCCGCUGUAUGUCCUGAGGGAAAGCCUUUGCCAUGUGUAAUAUAUUGCCACGGAAAUAGUGGUUGCAGAGUCGAUGCCAGUGAAACUGCAAUUGUCUUGCUUCCUUCAAACAUUACUGUUUUUGCCGUUGAUUUUUCUGGAUCUGGACUUUCUGAAGGAGAAUAUGUCAGUUUAGGGUGGUUUGAGAAGGAUGACUUAAAGGCCGCGGUUGAAUAUUUGCGGGCUGACGGUAACGUUUCUCUCAUUGGCUUGUGGGGCCGUUCAAUGGGUGCUGUCACAAGCUUAAUGUAUGGAGCUGAGGAUCCUUCAAUCGCAGGAAUGGUUCUAGACAGUCCUUUCUCCGAUUUGAUGGAGUUAAUGAUGGAAUUAGCGGACACACAAUCAUUUCGCUUGCCUAAAUUCACUGUUAAGCUUGCAAUUCAAUACAUGCGCCGGGCAAUACAGAAAAAGGCAAAGUUUGAUAUUGCGGAGCUCAACACCAUCAAGGUUGCCAAGUCCUGCUUUGUACCAGCACUAUUUGGCCAUGCAACUGAUGAUGAUUUCAUACGUCCUCAUCACUCGGAUCGUAUAUUCGAAGCUUACAUGGGAGAUAAGAACAUCAUCAAAUUCGAGGGAGACCACAAUUCUCCACGUCCACAGUUCUACUUUGAUUCAAUUAACAUAUUCUUCCACAACGUUCUGCAGCCUCCAGAUGAUGAGGGGGCAGGACCCAUUGGAGGCAAUCCUCAGGACGAUUACUUUGGUAAGAUAGGUUGGAGCAAUUUGCAGGAAGUAGGUUAUACUCAUGCACCAUCAACUGUAGCUGCAGCCACCAGUAGCAUGAGGAAUAUCCCUGGGCAACCAAGUUUUAGACAAUCUUCCAGUGGAACAGAGGACAAGGAAGUUGAGGGUGAGAAUCCUCAUGCAUCUUCCUCUGGAAUGAUCGAGUUUGAGCCGUCCGGUGGUCAGUCUUAUGACCCUCAUGACACGACUUCAGCUUGCAAUGACCAAUAUCUGGAGUAUCAACUUGAUGACUUGACAGGUUUCCCGUGCAGUGCCGAGGAGGAAGAAAAGAUGAUUAUGGCAGCUGUUCUCGAGUCACUGAAGGACAUGGAAAUGAGACAUCCAAGCGAUAAUGAACCAAUUCCCGAUACCAUCGGCAACUGUAGUGAAUCAUCACAGAAAGAAGACAUAGACACUUCCUCCACUUCAGAGCAUGCUGAAGAUUCAAUCGUAGAACCCGCUUCCACUUUGAUAGGAACCUCCCACAAUCUCACCACUGAGACAAAUAACCCAUCUCCUGACACAAGUUCAUCAUCCAAUGGACCUUCUUCAGGCCCUCCUCCUCCUCCUGUGCUGGAAGCAGGAAGCAAAGAGGCUUCUGAUGUUUCAGGAGACACAAAGGCUUCAUCGACAGAAGAAAAGGAUCCCGUGGGCAAUGGCGUGGAUGGGUUGAUCCGCCGUUGGGAUUUCAAUUUAUUCAAGAACAGUCGGUGAAAAUAGGAGAUAUGAAAGUGCAAAUGUAGUACGGUUCAGCAGUCAAUUCGGGACAAACAUUUUUCAUCUGUGUUAUGUAACUAGUGUCAUUGUUGUAGGCGUGUAAAAUGAUUCAAAUAAAUAGAAGCAGUGACUGUAACAUUCCAGAAUCAAAAGUAAUGGCAGUGUUGUGGAUCGAUAAUUUCAA